Seriola aureovittata is the source of this 6870-nucleotide messenger RNA. It is a transcript of the gene ntsr1, whose product is annotated as neurotensin receptor 1 (high affinity). Gene Ontology annotation, biological process: neuropeptide signaling pathway. Bases 250 to 1668 code for a protein of 472 amino acids. The transcript has 4 exons. Gene Ontology annotation, molecular function: G protein-coupled neurotensin receptor activity. The record is from RefSeq and is a predicted model, not a curated record. Lineage: Eukaryota; Metazoa; Chordata; Actinopteri; Carangiformes; Carangidae. Gene Ontology annotation, cellular component: plasma membrane.
CUGAAGACACAAUCUGAACUGCAGCCUUGAGCACCAUUUAAUAUACUGUAGCGGAGUCUCCAGCUGUCGCCUAACAUUAUUUCUUUGCACUUCUGCGUCUGAGGGAUUGAGGAGGAGAGAGGGAAGGCAGGUGUACAGAGAGAGAGAGAGAAAUCAGGGUCAGAGUAAAUUUCAAAAGCUGCCACUGCAUUUGAAAUUUUCAUUUUGUUGGUCCUUCGCGUUAUUGUUGGUUUCCGAGGUGAAACAUGAAUGGACAAAGUGGCGAUUGCUCCACUCACGGAAUGGCUGUGCGUCAUCGCAGCAGCGCCAAUAGCGAGAACGCCUCCUGCGCUACCAAAUAUUAAAGCUGCUCUCCUCCGUGUUCCACACACUGAACCUGUUUUACUCCGGGUCAUCAAUGUCUGCUCAGUCGUAUUUUCAGUUUUUAUGCUUUCACGUUUAAAAAAAAAAGGCGCAAUGGAUUUAAACUUCACGCUCCUGGGGCGCGAUUUGUCCGGCUGGGGCGCGCUGGCGCAGAGACUCUUUGGGAAUAACUCACUGUCUCCGUUUGAUAACAGCACUGCCGCUUCUAAAACGGACGAGGAAGACUUGGAAGUCAACACGGAUGUUUACUCCAAGGUGAUAGUCACUGUCAUCUACGUGGCUCUGUUCGCUGUGGGCUCUCUGGGGAACUCCAUCACCCUGUACACACUGCUGACCAAAAAGACCCUGCAGAACCUCCAGAGCACCGUGCACUAUCACCUGGCGAGCCUCGCCGUGUCCGACCUGCUGAUCCUCGUCCUCUCCAUGCCCAUCGAGCUCUACAACUUCAUCUGGUUCCACCACCCGUGGGUAUUCGGGGACGCGGUGUGCAGGGGUUACUACUUCCUCCGGGACAGCUGCUCCUACGCCACCGCGCUGAACAUCGCCAGCCUGAGCGUGGAGCGCUACAUGGCCAUCUGCCAUCCGUUCAAAGCCAAGAGCAUCAUGUCCCGCAGCCGCACCAAGAAACUCAUCAGCGCCAUGUGGCUCGCCUCCUUCGCGCUCGCCACGCCGAUGCUCUUCAUCAUGGGCCAGGAGACACGUAAAGGCGAGAAGAUAUGCACCGCCAUCGUCUCCCCCGUCACCAUGAAAACUGUUCUUCAGGUGAAUGCGUUUCUGUCCUUCGUGGUUCCCAUGGUGGCCAUAUCUGCGCUGAACGGGAUCAUAGCCAAUCAGCUGCUGCGAAUGUUCCGCGAGGCAGAGCAAGACAACCGGGUGUGCAUCAUUGGGGGAAAUCCCACCAUGCUGAACGUCACAGUGGAGCCAAACCGCGCUCAAUCGCUUCGCCAUGGAGUUCUUGUCCUCCGAGCGGUGGUCAUAGCCUUUGUGGUCUGCUGGCUGCCCUAUCACACUCGCCGCCUCAUGUUUUGCUACAUCUCUGACUGGUCCGAUGACUUGUAUGACUUCUACCACUAUUUCUACAUGCUGACCAACAUCCUGUUCUACGUCAGCUCGGCCAUAAAUCCGAUCCUCUACAACCUGGUGUCAGCCACCUACCGCCAGAUCUUCUUCUCCACACUGCGCUACUUCUGCAUGCCGUGCCGACGUACGCCCAGGAGGCACCCCCACCCCCUGACCCGCCACUCUAUUAGCAUCUCCAGCAACCACACCCUCUCCACCAACAUCAUCAAAGAGACGGCGUACUGAUUGGACUGCAUUACACUUUCUCUUACUAAGAAUCAAUCCGCUGCCAUUUUGUGGUUACUGGUCCAACUUCAUCAAAGAAAUUCUGGUACUGAGUUGGCAAGGCUAACAGAUCCACUACUUGGACACAUCGCCAUUGUCAUGUAGGGUCAGGUGUCCCAGUUCAAGCUGGGUGUCCUGACAAAUAUUUGUAAAACACAGUUUUCAACAAAUUGUCCUGGUUUUCACUUCGAUUGGAAAUAAUGAUCAUAAUAUUAUAGUUGUUUUCAGUGCUUACAUAGACAUUUAUCAUGUCCUAUACCAAUCAUUAGACAUAUUACCUAACCGAUAUAAAAAUUUUAACGGUGCGGCGUGUGGCAUGACUUCAACACUGAUUGGUCUGCAUGUGUGUCAAUCAAUCAAUGUGGCGUUGUCAAGGGAGUUGCUAGCCUAUGAGUCAUGGUGGUUCUUUCUGACAGAACUUGUCAGUAUGCUAACGGUUAGCUGUCUUGUCAUGCUGAUGAGAUCGGCAAUUGGUCUUUUCCAAAGAGGUCCAGGAGGCUUACUUACUUAACUUCCUUCAGACAUUCAUGGCAACCAUGGUGUUAAAAGUUGCGCUCGGGAGGUGUAAUAAGAGCUGGAAUAAAUGUCCCCCAUCCUGAUGAAUACGCCUAUGGUGCAUGCAUAAAUGCAUUUAUGUGUGCAUGCAUGAAGGUGCAGCGCACUUAAUGGUCCUGGUUUUGGGGGUUGUGGGUCAUCCUUGCCAGGUGCCCAGUCUGAGACCACUGUGAUUUCAUUUCAGAUGCACAUUUUAUCACAAAUUGUUGGGUCUUUUAUUGUUACAGUUAUUGUAUAUAGUUAUUGUAUCUUUGUUCAGCAUAACAUGAGUUUGUGAAAUGAAAGAGAGAAAAAAUAAAAUAAAAUAUGACAAUGGAUAAAUGAAAAACAGGGAGGAGGAUAGAUAAUGGAUAUGUGAAUGUUUUAUACAGUAUGUUACAUGUUUAUAUUGGACCAAUCAUCUACACUUGCUUGGUGCUAUACAGUAUAAAUGACUGGUGUUUCAGUGUUUUAAAGCAUCAAUCUCUGAAAAAAAAAAACAACAAUGAAUAGCUUCUGGCAAUACUUGCACCUCAACAAAUUCUCAUGUCAGCCUCCUUUGUGCUAUUUUGGAUGAGCAUCUGUGGAUAAUCCCUCCAUUGAUGUUAGAAAAAAAGGAUCCAAAGAGUAGGUAUUUCUCUUUCAUAGAUCUGAGUUGCACUGAGUUGCACGGUGUAGGACGAAUCUCUUGCAUCACUGUCACUUGCCUGUCUUGUUUUGAUUUUUUUUACAACUGCUUUUUGACAAAAUGUUAGUGGGUGUGUCCAGAUAAUGUUGUAUCUGAAUGUUCCAAGAUAAUUUGGCAAAAUGGAGGGGGUUCUUGUCACACUGCUUAGUACAAGAAGACAUUAUGAUUACCUCUGGUAAUAGCCUGUAUUCAUAAACGCCUUUAGAAGAUGUAAUGUAAGAGCAGAAGUGGCUGUAAUUGAUUAUUUGUACAGGUGUGACCAUGUGGAGCAAAUAACACAUGGUAGACAUUAAUUAAUGUACUGACACAAGCAUGCUUAUGCUGAACAUAAUAUCUGGCCUGUGUGGGCAGAGGAAGCAGCACUUAGACAGACACAGUGCCCCCACUCUAAUGCUUUCCCACCAGCCGCUGCUUGAGAAAUCAGAGAUCUGGGGACUUUUCGAUGAAGAGGAAGACGAGGAUACGAAACAAAUCUUCAGCUAAAGCGCACAAAGAUUUCUACGGAGGAUUAUAGAAAUGCAAUUGCCAUCAUAUAUCCAUGUGCCAGCAACAGCAUUUUAAAAGGCCAUUUUGACCUGAAGUGCAUUUCCUAUUAGCCUCCUGCAAAUUAUUAUUAGCCCAGUGCACCAUCCCAGUAACCCUUGGAAUUACAUCCGAUUCCACACAUCAUGAUUUAUGUUCAGUGCCACUGCAGGAAGUAUUGUGCCCUUGAUUUAACGAGGCAGAACGUGAGGGUGGGGAAGUCAAGGAGGCCACAGACUUGCAGUUUAUGUUUGCUGUUUUUAUUAACUGUAACCACGUCGUGUCGUCAAGGUUGCCUUUAUUUUCCAAUAACAAUGGUCUUUCCUCAACCUCAAUCAUACCUUCACCAAGUGUUUUACACACUGGUUCAUGCAUCCAAGUGCGCCUGAGGGCAAAAGUGUUUAUAGUUGCUCUAAACAGCAACACUCAAACAAGGAUAGCCGCGUACACCUCAGGUUGAAUAUCUGGCCUAUUGCCACAUGAUGUGGGCUUAAUUUUCAGACUGUGAGUUACAGAAAAAUACAGAAAGAUGAAGGGGGUUACAGAGUUGGUGUUUCAGACAUCUGAAGAAUACUGUCACCUUAACCAUAACCAUACAUCAGCCAGAGUUUAUUUGCAAUAAUCGUGAUCUAUAAAUCGCAUUAACCAUACCGUAGUUGCUACAAAAAGACAUUGCAUGAAGCAAGAAUGUAAUCAGAGGUUUUGCAGAAACGUCCAAUAUUGAUGUUUUUGUUUUGCAAUAGGUUUAUCUGCAAAUCUGCAUCUUGCACUACUUAGUGUUGCUGUAUUCUAUUAACGUGCCCACCCUGUUACUGUUAUUGACUGUACUGAUUACAACUUCAGACACUGUAUAAGCAAAUUGUAAGAAGUACCUGACUUUACACACAAAAUCCUACUGAGAACAGGCAAUAUACUUAUUUACUUACUACAUGAUCUAAUGUUACGGCAAGCUAAACUGAAUCUUGUCAGUAUGGUUGGGUCUCAGACCUUUGGACCCCACUGCAUAUCAAACAUUAAAACAGGCCAGCUGUUUUAAAUGUGUCAUCAUAAUCGUAUUAGUGAAAUUGGCCGAGCUUUUCUCUGUAAGGAGUGACGUGUUGCUUGUGCUGUCAGUAUCCUGAAGCACCCGUGUGUAGAGUGUGAGCGUAAUGAUUUCUCCACACACGCACUUGUAAAUUCCUAACAGAGUUCAAGUAAUUUACAAUUUAUGUUACUUGUUAAUGUGCUUCUGCACAAGUCACUUAUGUUUCUUGCUUUAAAGGGAUCAAUGAAUCAACAGCACUUGACCAUUUUAUUCACAGUCAUUUUCAGCUGGUGGUGAGAGAACUCAGACUGUCACUCUCACUGAUUUCAAUUUGCCACCAAAGUGGCCAACUAAAGUGAUGAGGAUUCAGGGGAUCACCAGUUAUACUGAGUUAUUACAGUUCAACCUGAGGGGAAUAUGGAGGUCUCUAUAGUUUUUCAUAAUACUACAGUUGUGCAAAAAGAUAAGCAACAGUUACAUGUCUAUGUAUUCAGCAUUUACCACCUUAAAGUGGCAAUGAGAUAACACAAGGGUGAUGAAAAGUAUUGCAUUAUUUAUAUGUUUGCAGUCUUAGGAACCCUGUGUCUGUAUUUAACUGGCGAAUUAUGAGUCGACUUUUAUUAUGAAGUAGUCACAGAAAGAGAAAAGUGUUUGUUAGUCUACAAAUCAAGACAACAUUCAUUUUUGGCAUAUUUCUGACAGAAGAUCAAUUUGAAAUAUUGCAGGCACUAGUGGAAGAAAGAGCAGCCAUAGUGAGCUGUAACAUGAAGAGCUGCAGGCAACAGGCUGCACACAUCCCACUUCACAGCAGUUUGACCAACUCCUAUCACUGUGUUGUGCUGUGCAGCAUGAAAUCAGAUCACAGCUGCUCACAGAUUGAUGGAAAAAGGUUAUUUGCAGACAUUAUUCAAUCAACAAUAGUUUGUUUUCCUGGCACCACAAUUUUGUGACCUGUAGUAUUAAACCACAUAAGCUGUUACUACCAGUAACUAAAACUGUUGCCAAAUCAACCAGGAGUGAAAUUUAAUCAAUUAGAAUAAACCUACAAUGUUCCCCAGCGCUUUUGUUAUACUGUAAUAAAUAUAUGACACUCUCGCCAUCUUCUCAGUGCAUAUCACAGCAGUAAAUUGCCAAAAAAAUUGUCAUUUUUAAUAAAGUGUACAUAGUUAUUAUUGGUGAAAGUUAUUUGCUGAGCUUUGUAUUGGUGGAUAUGGCUCUGUGUUCCUGUACAGUACCUGUGUUGUUGUUGAAUCUGUAUAUACUGUAUGCUCUAUUAAAACUUCAUUCGGGCCAACCAUCAGAUUCCCUUUCCCACAGCUUCACCAGCCAUAUUGAAUGGAGUACAUGAAAAAAAAAAAGAUAAGCGGAGAUAAGCUUUGCCAGCCCAGAGGAAUCGUCUGCCCUGCUAAUCAUAUGGGGACUAGACAUCGUUCUAUCCUAGGCAGAUCUAUCCUUCAUCAUACAGGCACCGCUGCCUGACCAUGUGCGUUCUAUUCUGUACAGUUCUGCAGCUUACUGAAGAUCCAAACCAAAAUUUGCUCUCAAGUUUUCCUCUCUGGAUCAUCAUACAAACGCUCAUCAUGAAAUCUAGAUUUUACAGUUUAAUUAUUUUUUUCUUUUUCCACGGGGCAUCCGGACAUGACAUCCUAGUAACACCUCUGCUGUAUAUCCCUUUAAAUGUACAAACUAUUCAGACUGUACUCUCGACUUUGCAGUACAGACCUGCACAUGGAUGUGUAUAACUUGAAUGUGUCUUAAGCUACAUCCACACUACUACAUUUCAGUUUUAAAACACAUCUCUUUUGUCAUGUUUACUCCUGGUGUCCACACGCCUUCGAAACGCUUCUGACUCCGUUUUAUAUUGAAAAGUCUGUGCUUGAGUGGUAGUCUGGACUGGAAGAAACAGAGACCUUUGGAAACAAUGACGUAAACACACAUGGUCGCUCCCUGAUUGAGUCUUUUCAGUCACAAAUGCCAGUGAUGAAUGCAACAUGGUUGAUAUAUUACAAACAUUGCUGACCUCGCUGUCUUUGCUAGCAGCGGUUGUUCCUUGUCUGUAUUAUUUUCUGCAACUAAUCAACUGCAGAGAAUACAAUCUGCUUCCUGUUUACACCUACACACGCAUACCCAGUGUGUGUGACUGGUCACGCAAUAUGUGUUUUCAGGUGUGUUAGUUAUGGAGCUAAAUAGUCGUCGAUCGAUUUUGUUUUGAAGCUCUGUUUUAAAAUAAAAAUGUAGUGGUGUGGACUUAGCCUUAACCCAGUGUUCAUUGUAUUUAAAUAAAAGGAAUAUUUUGCUCAUUUUAGUUGAUGAUUCAGAUCAGCCAUGUUUAACUGUAUAUCACAGAAUGUUAUUUCAUUAUAAAAAGAAAUAAUAAAAGAAUUAAGACAUUCUA